ACCUUGACUCCUGGAGCUGCAGCGCAGCAAGCAGGUACCUGCUUCUGCACCUGUCUCUUACACCUGCCCUGCAGCUGCUCCUACCCACCUCUCCAGGCUGAGUCUGGCCAGCGCGACACCCUGGAGACACCCUCUCCUCCUCCAGUCUCACCUGCCUGGGCAGCUCCUACAUUCAACUCCUCUAGGGAAAGUCGCACCUCCAGCCCAGAGCAGUCCGGAUUACAGGCCAGUCCCUUGUGACCUGUGGCUCCUUCUACUUCAAGGAGAGCAGAAGGCUCUGCCUGGGUUUAGGGGCCACCAUGACUGAAGUUGGUUGGUGGAAGCUGACCUUCCUCCGGAAAAAAAAAUCCACUCCCAAAGUGCUCUACGAAAUCCCUGACACCUAUGCCCAAAUGGAGGGAGGUGCAGAGCCCCCAGGACCUGAUGCAGGAGACCCUCACAGUGACUUCAACAGCCGUCUGGAGAAGAUUGUGGACAAGAACACCAAAGGCAAGCAUGUCAAGGUCUCCAACUCAGGCCGUUUCAAAGAGAAGAAAAAAGUCCGGGCCAUGUUGGCCGAGAACCCCAACCUCUUUGAUGACAGGGAGAACAAAGGGCAAUGAAGGCGGCCGAAGAGGACAGUAGUGCCGCCCUGCUCCCCGCCACUGGUGGGGUCUGAGGCAGGAGCUUGCCACGCUGGCCUCUUUGGUCAUAGUCAUGGUGGCGGUUGAUCCCUGCUGGCCGGAACACCCGGUUCUUAGGUUUUUAUUUAUGUGCCCCAGCUUUACGAAGUGCCUCCUCAUCCCCAUGAUCACAUACAAAGGCACUCUGGUCCAGCAUGAAAAUUGUGACCUAGAAGUACUGCCGUCCUUGACAUAGUGGCUUGGCUCACAGGGAGGUGGCACAGCAGAGAAAAGACAGAGAACAGGAUGGACUGACUCCACCCUCUCCCUGGGUAACGGGGCCAAGGGUGAAUUUGAAAUGCUGCUCCCUCUACUUUCUCUACCAGUGACUGUUCCCUGGGCCAAUUCAAGGAGAGCAGUUUUUCCGGAAGUCACGUGACCCUGGUUUCCUUGGUGCCAGAGGCGGAGUUGCUAAACUUGAGAUCACCUCUUAAUUCAAGGAGUAAACUUCCUGGAACUUUGCUCCUAAGAGUGGAGGAGCAAAGGACACGGCACUCCCUGGGGUGCUACUGGAAGCUAGACCAGAAUUCCUCGUGAGCUCUUUACCUUGACCACCACUUCUGUGGUGCUGAAUUACAUACUCCCAAAGAGAGGCCUCACUGGCCGGCCCAAGGAUCCAAACUGGAGGAGUGGAGGGGUUUCCCCCACUCCUUCCCUGAUCGUAUUUAAGAUAGACGAGCUCCCGGAGUGAGUCCUGGAGCCUUGAAUUUUGUUGGAAAAGUAGGUUUUACUUAGGAAUAAACAAGACUGCAGAAA
Molecule: messenger RNA, 1418 nt
Organism: Grammomys surdaster
Lineage: Eukaryota; Metazoa; Chordata; Mammalia; Rodentia; Muridae
Gene: Prr15l
Product: proline rich 15 like
Exons: 3
Coding region: 300-602 (100 amino acids)
Source: RefSeq, a predicted model, not a curated record